Molecule: messenger RNA, 1139 nt
Organism: Mustela erminea (ermine)
Lineage: Eukaryota; Metazoa; Chordata; Mammalia; Carnivora; Mustelidae
Gene: ZNF514
Product: zinc finger protein 514
Biological process (GO): regulation of transcription by RNA polymerase II
Molecular function (GO): DNA-binding transcription factor activity, RNA polymerase II-specific; RNA polymerase II cis-regulatory region sequence-specific DNA binding
Source: RefSeq, a predicted model, not a curated record
AUGGCUGUGUUUCAGAAUCUCUCAGGGAGCCUGUUAAAGAUCCAGAUCUCCAGAGGCCACAUGAGACCUACUGAUUCAGAAUAUGGCUUCUGGGAGCACUGGAAUCAAGAAGCCAUCCAGGAAAGAAACCUUAAAUGUAAUGAAUGUGGGAAGUCUUUCCAUUUCCAGUCAGAGCUGAGGCGCCAUCAGAGAUGUCACACCGGAGAAAAGCCCUAUGAAUGCAGUGAAUGUGGAAGAGCCUUUGGUCAUAUUUCAUCCCUUAUUAAACAUCAGAGAACUCAUACUGGAGAAAAGCCCUAUGAAUGCAGUGAAUGUGGGAGAGCCUUCAGCCAGAGUUCAUCUCUUGUUUUACAUUACAGAUUUCAUACUGGGGAGAAACCCUACAAAUGUAAUGAAUGUGGAAGAGCCUUUGGUCAUACUUCAUCUCUUAUUAAACAUCAGAGAACUCACACUGGAGAAAAGCCCUAUGAAUGCAGGGAAUGCGGGAGAACCUUCAGCCAGAGUUCAUCUCUCAUCGUACAUUACAGAUUUCAUACUGGAGAGAAACCUUACAAAUGUAAUAAAUGUGGGCGAGCCUUCAGCCAGAGUUCAUCUCUCACUCAACAUUACAGAUUUCAUACUGGAGAGAAACCUUACAAAUGUAAUGAAUGUGGGAGAGCCUUUGCUCAUACUGCAUCCCUUAUUAAACAUCAGAAAAGUCAUGCUGGAAAAAAAGCUAUAUGAAUUCAGUCAGUGUAGGAAGGCUUUCAGCUGGAGCCCACAGAGUUUUCACAUGACACACCCUGGAGAGAGAUCCUGUAUGUGUAAUGUAUGUGGGAAGACUUGGUUGGAAGACCUGUCUUAUUCAACAUCAGACCGUACAUGCUAAAGAAAGGCUCUUUCGAUGUCAAGAGAGAAGGUGGGCUUUCUGUCACACCUCGCCCUUUAUCAAACACCAGAGGAUCCAUAUUAGUGAGAAACCAAGUAGAUGUGAUCGAUUUGGAGAGGCUUUUGUCAGAGGACACAUAUUAUUCAACAGCAGACAGUUUCUACUGGCAAGAAGCCUUAUCAAUGCACUGUCACAUACUAUUCAGUCACAUACUAUUCAGAAACUAAGUAAGUAAGUAAGUAAGUAAAUAAAUAAAUAUCAGAUAACUCAA